This is a messenger RNA of Triticum dicoccoides, 1326 nucleotides long. RefSeq names its product serine/threonine-protein phosphatase 7 long form homolog. Gene Ontology annotation, biological process: meristem maintenance; meristem development. The transcript is spliced from 7 exons. NCBI's taxonomy places the organism in Eukaryota, Viridiplantae, Streptophyta, Magnoliopsida, Poales, Poaceae. The record is from RefSeq and is a predicted model, not a curated record. Bases 1 to 1326 code for a protein of 441 amino acids.
AUGACGAUGACCCUACAGGACAUGGCUAUGAUAAGCGGCCUUCCUAUCAAUGGACAAGCUGUUACCGGUCGUGUCAGCGUGGGUAAUUGGCGAGAACGGACUGCCGAUUUAAUUGGCGUUCAGCCCGAGGGCCCUCAGGAAGGCAAGGCCGAUACAGCGAAAGUGAGGCAUUCUUGGCUAAAACUGGUCAGAGGAAACACCAACCCGUGCCCUCAGGAUGCCAAUGACGUGGUUGUGCAGCAGUACGCGCGGGCCUAUCUUUGGUAUGUACUAACCAAGGUAGUCUUCUCAGAUGCAACCGGGAACUCAGCCCUCUGGAUGUUCUUGGAGCCACUUAAUAACUGGGAUACCCAGUAUAGCUGGGGUUCGGCCGCACUAGCAUACUUGUAUCGUCAGGUACAUUGGUUGCCUUAUGUGGAAGAUCGUGACUUUGAUCUUAAUGAGAUGUGCACGCGUGAUAGCCAUCUUUGGCGGGCGAGGUGCCCAAUGAUAUGCUUCUUCGCAGUCGAGUGGCACUUUGUAGACCGUGUGGCAAGACAAUUUGGAAAAAGACAAGGUAUUCCAAUUGAGGAGAGCAAGGAGGAAAUGCUAUCUCUGCAUCGGUUCGAUCGAAGGAACAAUCAGGAUAUAUCGGAUUGGGCAAACAAACACCGUGCGUGGAUAGAAAUUUGGAAUCAAAGAGACGCGUUAGUGCAAUCAGAGAAUAGACCUCACAAUCAGUCAGCAUAUCAGAAGUAUCAAGUGUGGUAUGCGGAUCGUUACCGGUUAAAGCUGAAGCCAGGUUGGACUCACGAGGAGUGGUCGGAGUUGGUGUCUGAAGACCCGGAGACUGCAGAAGGUUAUCAUACCUUCAACACGGCUGUGAGAGACACCAGAGGGGCUCAUGUUGACUACGCACCGAUGCAUGACGAAAUGGGCAGAGAGUUGCUUCUGUGCGUCAACGAUGCCAAUGUUGCACUGAGUCAUCCAGCUGGUGGUGCAUUAUCUGAGAGGACUCUUAGGAGCACGAUGGAGAAGUUCAAGAAGCGGUUCCAUAAGAUGGCAGCUAUGCUUUCUUGCCAUGGUGCUAAGUCCAGUGACGUGUAUGCACCAGGUAGCCGUGCCGCCAGAGCUAAUAAACGGCGUUAUGUCCAGAACGAAGAGGACAUAGAGGAGGAGGUUACACAACCGACACAAGGCAAUGCCCGCUCUAGAAAAGGCAAAGCCAUAGCUAAGACACCGGGCAAGAAAGAGGCGGAGGAGGCUAGCGAAGAGGAGGAGCAUGAGGCUAGCGAAGAGGAAGAGCAUACACUUGCAGAUAUCGUGAAGAGAGGAAGGAAGAAGUGA